This is a messenger RNA of Effrenium voratum, 1098 nucleotides long. NCBI's taxonomy places the organism in Eukaryota, Dinophyceae, Suessiales, Symbiodiniaceae. The record is from the annotation of a GenBank genome assembly.
AUGCGGCCGUGGCAGGUUUGCGUGUGGCUCCUCCCCGCAGCCUUGGGCAUCUCCCUGCGUGGCAACAGUUCACAACAAGAUGCCAGAGAUCCCAGGGUCUACUUCCUCUUCUUAGCUACGGACAAGAUCUCCAACCUGGAUGUUUGGACUGCCUUCUUUGACUCAGCGGAUUCAGACAAGUACCGAGCCUUCGUUCAUUGCAAGGAGAAGUCGUGCGUGCAGCAGAUGGCAGGAUCGCCGAUCAUACCUGUGCCAACGGUGGCGAGCUACUACUGCACGGACCUGGUCUCCCCAAUGAACCAGCUCUUGAGCUAUGCGCUGAGCACGGACCUGGGCCCCGUGAAUGCCAGGGACAAGUUCGCUUUCAUCUCGGACUCCGCCCUCCCAGCGAAGCCCUUCGCAGAGGUCCACCGAAUCCUCGGCGAGCGAGAUGGCUCGGACUUUUGCGUCUUCCCACCAGGGGAAUGGGCUGACAUGCCCAGUGAUGGUGACCUCGAGGUCGCAGUGAAGGUGCACCAGUGGGUCACUCUGUCUCGGGACCACGCCGAGCAUGCUUCAGCCAUGUGGCAGAGGGGCGUGAUGCACAAUUUCAUGUCCUACUUCAAGAUGAACCAGCUGGGGUGGAACAACGUGUUGGACAACAACUUCGCGGACAACAGAAACUGGGGCUGCCUGGAUGAGUUCUGGUACCUCACUGCUUUGUAUGGCACCUUGAAGAAGGUCCGCAGAGACGGAGACCAGUCCAUCGAGCUGCCAGGGUUCACUGGCUCGCCUCUCCGCAUUGACAAGAAUGCAGGCUGGCAAGGCAAGUGUGACACCUUCGUCAUAUGGGCGAAGUACAUGCACAGCUUGGGGCGCAACGAGCAGCAAAACUUGAUGCUGUCCCUGGACCCGCCUUCGGUGCCGCAUGGCGGAAACUGGGCUCGGCCUGGAUGGUGGGAUACCAUCUCUACCAAAGGCAUUCACGCCAUCCGCAAUUCGGACUUCCUCUUCGUCAGGAAGUUCAUCGAUAAGCCGACGCUCCACGACGGCGACAACUUUGCUGCAGCGUAUUCCAAGAUUGUGGUGCAGGAUAUUCCGCCAUCCUCCCUCGCCUGA